Molecule: messenger RNA, 1305 nt
Organism: Zophobas morio
Lineage: Eukaryota; Metazoa; Arthropoda; Insecta; Coleoptera; Tenebrionidae
Product: juvenile hormone acid O-methyltransferase-like
Exons: 3
Coding region: 463-1305 (280 amino acids)
Source: RefSeq, a predicted model, not a curated record
GGGGAGACUGGAGCCAAUUGACACCUUACAAGUGUCAACCUGCUAAAAACUAAUUGAAAUGUUAAUUUUCAAGGUUUGCAAAACUGUUUUAAGUUAUGAAUGGGAAACUAUUAUAGAUGCAAAAUAGUUGGUUUUUAUUAUUCAUCGAAUUCUGUUCUGUUGUGAUAAAGUUGACCAGGUCAUGAGCAAAAACGAAAAAUAAAAGGACCGUAACGACUAUUUAAUGUUUCCAAGCACCAUAACUCUGAUAUUUGCCACAAUUAGUACAACUGAGCACUAAAAAGUUACUUUUUUUGGCGUAAAUGGGGGUGUUUUUAUGUCAAAGGAGUACAGAGUAUGAGAUUCUGCAACCAACUUUACACGUAACAAUCUGCACGAAUUCGUCUCUGGCGUCAAAAAUGACUUGAUACAAAUCACAAAAACAACACACAAAACAAACAGUUACAUAUUUAUCUGAGAAAAAUGAACGACGACGCUGUUCUUUACUCCAAACACAGCAAUUUACAAAAAUCAGAUGCUGCCUAUAUUUUGGACAAAUAUUCAAAUUUGUUAAAUUGGCGCGAUGGUGACAAAAUUUUGGAUGUGGGUGCUGGGGAAGGAUCAGUCUCUAUAGAGGUCCUACUACCCAGACUACCAACCAAUUUUCACAAACUUACCCUUUCGGAUAUAUCGCCUCAGAUGUUGAAAUUCGCCCAGGAAAGGUGUGAAGAUUCCAGACUGGAUUGUCUUCUAAUGGACAUAUCCGUGGUGGUUCCAGAAUCUUUACACCAACAGUUUGACCACAUCUUCUCCUUUUAUUGUUUGCAAUGGGUCGCGGACGAAAACAGGCAAGAACAAGCUUGGAAGAACAUUUUUGACUUGUUGAAACCUGGUGGCGACACGUUGGUCACGAUUAUAGCCACAGGGCCGUUGUUCGACUUUUCCGAAAGCAUGGCGAAAAUGGAAAAAUGGGCCCCUUUCAUGGGGAAUGUGAAACGGGUGAUUUCGCCCUACCACCAUAUUGAAAAUCCAGCUGACAAGCUAAAGAACUUUCUGGAAAAAACUGGGUUUUUGGUUAAGGUUUGCGAAACUGAGGAGCGGUGUUACGUUUAUUCCAGCACUUCACAAUUUUUGGACUGGGGAUUUUCGGUCAACCCAUUUAUUAAAACCCUUCCAGAAAACGAACGUCCGAGCUUUAUCGAAGAGUACAAGAGACAGGUUUUCACCCACAAGAAAAUUAUCGUGGAAAAGGGUGACAAUGGGGGCGAAAAAAUCCACAAAAUGUACACAAUGUUGACUGCUUGUGCGUCUAAACCACUCUAUUAA